GUUCGACGGAAGAAUCAGCGAUGAUUUAUGAUGAAUAAUGUGCUGGUGUGGAGGAUGAAGAGCUGCAUGAUGCUGAAGUGAUCCGCUGGGGUGUGUGUGUGUGUGUGUGUGUGUCGGUGGUCCGGAGGGCGGAGCUGCGGGUCUCUGCGCCCCCGGUAACGUUACCGACGGACGCACCGAUCACUGCUGGGCGGAAGGGCGUCAUUUCAGCAGAAAAACAGACCGAGAGGAAGCAGCGCGGACGGACUCGUCGCUCCCGUUAACGGAGAUCAAGCGGGGAUCGAGGCGUCGACGCACAUCCAGAGCGAUUUUCUCUUUCUUCUGCAGCAGGAUGGAUUUACACGCGGACACCCGACGCGAGCGCGAUCCGCACGCAUCACCGGCGGAGCGUCACUGAAGCAUCAUCCGCGCUCCGCGACGCAUCCGACCGCUCCGAUGCGAGCAAAAGCCCCGCUUUCACCUCCACCCUGAGUGACCAUCCGCAGUGAACAUCUAGAGGAGCGUCAGGCGAUGGGAUGAAAAUGAGACGUCACAGGGUUUUCUUGAUUUGCACGGUGGGACUGUGUGUCAUUUCCUUCCUGCAUUACUACAAGGCUCUCCACUACGUGUCCCUGCUGAGGGAGUUGUCCGCACCUUACCCUAACAUCAAAUCCUUCAUCAUGGUCACUGGUUUCUUCUGGAAGGAGGGCAGCACCCCGCUGUCCAGCGCGUCUCCAGAGGAAGGGCCUCGGCUGGUCCACAGCAAGCCCCGGGCCGGAGGAGGCCUGGAGCUCGACACCAGACAAGAACCUGAAGCACCACAGCCGUGGAAGAGACCUGAAGAUCCGCAGCGCAGGAGUUCGGGGACGACAGAGGUCCAUAAGGGAGGUUUGAUCGCCUGGCAGCCUAGCAGCCCGACCAACCAGAAGCCCGACCCGCAGAGAGACGCUGCGGUGAACAAGCUUCAGCCGCGUCACGCCUCGACUCCAGACCCGCUGGAAUCCCUGGGUGGCCUGCACCGCCGCACCCACGUCCUCCAGGAUGACCGCUCCCCUUAUUUCGUCCGCACCAAAGCAGGCGCUCUGUGCUUCCGUCAGGGGACGGAGGUGGCUCCGCCUAAAGACGAGACGUUGAAAGCAAGACCCAGCAUAGCUGGCCUCGGCCAGCGGAGAAUACUGCAGAAGCCAGACGAGUCAAAGACUCCAGCGAAAUCAGUGGAGGAGUCCGGUGCCGCUCAAGGGAAGCCCAAGCAUGGCAAGCGACUUGUGAAGUGCGUUUGUCGGCCGGGAUGGCACGGUCCUUACUGCGGAGUGCCCACUAUGGUGUACCACUCCAAUCUGCCCACGAAAGAGAGACUGACCCCCCGCGAGAUGCCUCGACGCGUCAUAAACGCCAUCAACGUGAACCACGAGUUUGACUUGUUGCACGUGCGCUUCCGCGAGCUCAUCUGGGCCGUGGAUCUCUUCCUCGUGUGCGAGUCCAACUUCACGGCAUACGGAGAGAGGCGUCCACUGAGGUUCCUGCAUCUGCUGCUCAACGGAACGUAUGAUUACGUGCGCCACAAGAUCCUCUAUGUCUUCCUGGACCAUUUCCCAGAGGGCGGCCGACAGGACGGAUGGAUCGCCGACGACUACCUGCGCACGUUCCUGACUCGCGACGGCAUGGCGCGGAUCGCAGGCUCGCGGCCCGACGAUGUUUUUCUCAUCAACGAUGCAGACGAGAUCCCGGCUCAGGAGGGAGUCCUUUUCCUUAAGCUUUUCGAUGGCUGGACGGAGCCUUUCGCCAUCCACAUGCGGAAGUCCCUGUACGGAUUUUUCUGGAAGCAGCUGGGCUCCCUCGAGGUGGUCUCCGGAUGCACCACCGGGAUGCUGAGGGACGUCUACGACAACGAUGGGAUUCGGCUCCGGCGGCGGGAGUACUACACCAUGCCGGGAUUCCGGAAGUACGAGAACGACACCGGACACAUCUUGGUGCAGUGGUCGAUUGGAAGUCCGUUCCAUUUCGCAGGCUGGCACUGCUCCUGGUGUUUCACGCCAGAGGGAAUUCACUUCAAACUCAUUUCGGCCCAGAACGGGGACUUUCCUCGCUGGGGCGACUACGAGGACAAGCGCGAUCUCAGCUAUAUAAGGGAGCUGAUCCGAACCGGGGGCUGGUUCGACGGCUCCGUGCAAGAGUACCCUCCAUCGGACUCUAAGGAGCACAUGUAUGCCCCCAAAUACAUGUUGGAUAAUUACGAUCACUACCGCUACUUGUUGGAGAACCCUUACGCCAAGCAGUCCAACCUAGGAGGAGCGUAGAGCAGAAUGAGGGCCAAAGAUGGUUUGACAGUAAGGAAGGGGAACAGAGAGGGAGAGAAGAGAACGCUGUCCUGUUCCUCUCUUUCCUCUCUUUCUCAUUGGUCCCAACAUCCAACACCGUCCAAUAUGUGAACACAGGCCUUGCAGAGACCAACAGCAAACUGUUUCUGUUCUGUUUUGGUCAAUGUUUACAUGAAUGAUUCCCAGCGUUCUUUGAGAGACUCAACGCCUCCUGUGUUCACUGUACAAGACUGUGUGUGUGAGAGAGAGUGAAUGUGUGUGUGUGUGUGUGUGCGAUCAGUCUCAUUGGUGCACAGACUUUCUUGCUUGCACUUCAGAAUCAAAAUAAGAAAACUCAUUGCACAAAUGCCACAUUUUUGGGUCUGUUGACAGCUUGUAAAUUCCUCCGAACUCAACGUCUCUUUCCUCGGUCAGAAAAAUAUCUUUGUGUAUCAUUGUGAGCUGUUCUGAAUGAGUUUGUGGACGAGAGAGAGAAAGAAAGAGGCCAUUCGAGAGAAACGGGGCUUUGUUUGAGCUCUGCUGGGUUCUGAUGGAGCUGAUAUGUGAGAUUGUGCCGAGCGAGAGAGGUAACAAAUGAGCUUCCUGUUUGAGAAAUCCUUGCGGAAAACAUCCUAAAGCUGGGAAAAGAGCUGUUUUCAAGUCAGAUAUUUAGUCUGUGAACCACCCAUGUUGUGUACAAGAAUGGUGAGACGCCUGAUAAAAAUAAGUCAGAGGCUCUGUUCCAAACUCGUGAGAUGCCUACGUAGGCAGCACUUUAAGGCAUCACAGCUGCAUCCCUACACAAAGGUUGUUUCAAAUCAUCUGCUGCCUUCUAAGAUACCUUCUUUUGGCCAAAUUUAAAAUUCUAAUUCAUUUUUUUUCAGAGAAGGCGUGAUCUGAGAAUGCAUUGUGACAAUCUACUUUCCAUCCAUGAUGGCGGACAAAGACUUGUUGAUUAUAAAUGCAAUGUAUUCAAUACAGAAAAGCAUUGAUAUAAACGGUGUAGUCCAAUGUGUAUUUUUUGUUGUUAGUUUAGCAACAUGCAUCAUGCUUAACUGGAAUCAGCAAUGCAGCUCACUGUGUUUUGGAACAGAGCCAUGUACUGUUUGGUGGUCUUGGCUCUCUCGUGUUUUAAUUUUAAGUCGGAGCAGGGAACAGUUUCUUAUGAAAUCCAGUUCUGGAAACUCCCUGUCUUCAGAGCUGUGAAGCCAUCUGAUCGCAUUCGAGAUCUGUGGAGAAUUACAUUUACACAGCGGCACCAGAGAUCUGAAGAGUUGCGUAUGAUUUGACAGUAGGAUAAUUCUGUCAUUUUCUUCUGGCGCUGUUAAAGUCAACAUGAAAUCAACAUUGACUUUCUUCAUUCAUGUUCUUAUUGUGAAUGAUUCGCCAUUAAUAUUACAGCUGACAUCAUCAAUCCACUGACACCGUCUGAUCACUUCAUCAUGGGAAAAAAAAUCAAGUCCCAUCCUACAUUUAUUCUCACACUUUCAUUGCAGAAAUACAAGUACAAUGGGUUGUGAAUGUCAUUUCAUGUUGACUUUAAUCCCCAAAACUCCCAUAAACAUGGAAUCACUUCCGAAGAACAUUCUCUCUCUGUCAGACAUGCUGCUAAAAACAGGUCUCCAGAUAUAGAAAAUAUCUGUGCGGGGAAUUAAAAUACUGCCAUGGUGAAAUAUAUAUCACCAAUAGUCAAGGGUCAUGAAUUUACGCUUGCAUAUGACUUCACUGGUGUCUGUGUAAAAGGUAAUUCGGCCGUGACACUACACAUAUCCGUGUGGCCUGUUCGUGCCGCUGACUGCUGUUCUGUGUCCCAACAGCAGCACAUUAUAAACAGACUAAAGAUAGAGACAGCGUUCGAUGUCUGAAGACAUAACAGAUCUCCGCAGAGAGACAGGUGCACAAGCGUUUAUAGUGCUUCAUGCCACUGUGAUUGCAGUGCGCUCGUGACCUUCAUGUGCACAGUAAACGAGAGCUCGAAUCUGUGUGAAUUCCACAUGGGAAUAGAGUCGGAAUGUUGAGCUUUUAUUCCAGUGACCUCCAGUGAGACAAUUGCAUUCUUAUCCUGAAACUCGAGCAUUAAUGAGCAGACUGGAGUUCGUUUCAUUCUUACUGAAUCACAAUCCGUUCACAUCUGCAUAUCAAGCAGCCUACAGAUGCAGGAAUAUCUGUAUUAGUGGCCUUAUGAAUUAGUUGACAUCAUAUUUUACAAGCAGGAGAGCCAAACUCAUAUCCGAGUUCACAUCUGCAGGAUGAGAUCCGUUCAUCCAUAACCGUCGUGCCACAUAUGUGACCUUGGAGCACAAAACCAGUCAUAAGGG
This is a messenger RNA of Sinocyclocheilus anshuiensis, 4594 nucleotides long. Its product is annotated as beta-1,4-mannosyl-glycoprotein 4-beta-N-acetylglucosaminyltransferase-like. Gene Ontology annotation, molecular function: beta-1,4-mannosylglycoprotein 4-beta-N-acetylglucosaminyltransferase activity. The coding region runs from base 516 to 2276 and encodes 586 amino acids. Lineage: Eukaryota; Metazoa; Chordata; Actinopteri; Cypriniformes; Cyprinidae. Gene Ontology annotation, biological process: N-acetylglucosamine metabolic process. The record is from RefSeq and is a predicted model, not a curated record. Gene Ontology annotation, cellular component: membrane. The transcript is spliced from 3 exons.